This is a messenger RNA of Peronospora belbahrii, 1248 nucleotides long. Lineage: Eukaryota; Oomycota; Peronosporomycetes; Peronosporales; Peronosporaceae. The record is from the annotation of a GenBank genome assembly.
AUGGCUUGUGUAUUCCCCAGCACUCGCAUUAAUCCGCAAGAAACAGGGCAGCGCUCUGGAGAGCCAUCAACUGAGAGACAACAGUAUCACGCGACACUGAAACCUAGGCUGGUGCCAUUAGUUGUAGCGUCUGUAGAAGUGUCUAGGUCACCACCACAAGACUGCCAUUCCUCCUACUGUGAUCCUCAGUCUUCUCCUCUAAACACCGACGGUCAGCCUCAGCUACACGUUUUUCGUAACAUUAUUGCAAAGACACUUGACGUUGGCAUGUCCGGUACAAUGAAAUCCCGAGUGCGGGCCGUGAGCUCGGAUAACACCAAGCCAACCAUCGUGGUGAACCUGCCGGGCGUCCGCUUAGCUGUCCUGACAAGCGCCUAUGAUUCAUUGCUACAUCUGGACGUUACUCUCAGCUCGGCCGCGUCGGUGUUGCUCGCUACUUAUAUCGUUUGUGUGCUAGCAUGGAGCGCCCUCUCGUUUGUUCUUGCGCUGCUUGCAAAGACGGCAGUGUUUGUACUCAUCACCUUUUACACGUUCACGGGACUUGCCAUAUUUUCUAUGAAUGCAAUGGGGAUGUCUAGUAAUGCAAUCUCAUAUCAUCACAUUCCAGGGCUAGCAAAGAAUCGUUUCGUUGUCACUCCGACGCUUCCCCUGCUUUCCGUGAACAGCGUCAUCAGCUCAUUCAAGUCGUCUACCCAUGCCAGCAAGAACAAGACCGAUGAUGCCAGUGCUUCCAAGAGAAAGAAGCUCCAGGCUCCGGGUCAACGCCGCGUGCUGGCACACUUGAACAAGAAUCGUAUUCUGGUCAAUGUCGUGCCGAGCGAUAUGCGUCGCCGCGUGGAUAUAAAUCUGGGUAACGCGAACAUCCGUGUUGGCAAGGCGUUUGUUCAGACGGUGCCUGGCAAGCGCAAGCCACGCGACAUUUACGUCGUUCGUGUAGACUGCGGUGCUCAAUCAAGUACGCAGGAAAAGCACAUGAAUCCCGUGAUCAUGUGGGACAUUACUGCUUCAUUUGACGAAUUUAAGCAACUCGAACGUGACUUGAGUAAGGAGGUCAAGGCCAAGAAGAAGCUGUGUGGAGUUAAAGUGCCUCACUUGUCAAGCGGUGCGGUGCUUUUCGUGCAGCCUGAGCUUACAAACCACGUACUGAACGCCCGUCGAGCGCGUCUACAGACGUUCAUUGAUAGUGUACGCUCUGACCCAGUGCUUUCCACUAUGGGUUGUUUGCGCAAAUUCUGCCAAGCCUAUUAA